Messenger RNA from Linum trigynum, 1001 nucleotides. The record is from the annotation of a GenBank genome assembly. Lineage: Eukaryota; Viridiplantae; Streptophyta; Magnoliopsida; Malpighiales; Linaceae.
AAACCCACCUUCACAGCAUCUCAGUUCAACAAAUUCCCCGCAUUGGCAUAUGUCUUAUAGACUUUUCGCGCGUCACUCUUCCUCCAUAGCUUUCAGCUUGCAUUCCCAUUUCCUCGUCUCCAGCGACCUCAGCCCCAACUGGGUUCUCUGAUUUCCAAUCCUCGACUCUCUUUUUCGCCUUAAAUCCAUUUUUGCUUACUCCCUACCAAUUUUUUUUAGACCAAUUUAGGUUUUCCAUCAAAUUCUUUUAGCAAUGAGCGUUAAGGAAUUCGUCGAGGACAAAAUCGAUUCCAUCAUCGUAGGCUGCUCGACCCACCCGCUGAACCUAAUAAAGGUUCAAAUGCAGCUGUAGGGCGAGAGCUUGGCUGCUCCCAACCCUGUCCUUCUCUUUCAACAUUGGGGGUGCCAUUUCCGCCAUCCACAUAUGACUGCCGCUCCACGCCCAUCCGUGGGUCCCGUCACCGUCGGGAUGAACAUCCUCCGCCAGGAAGGAGCGACGACGUUGUUCUCCAGCGUCUCCGCCACCGUCCUCCAGCAGACCCUCUACUCCACCACCCGCAUGGUCCUCUACGACGUGCUGAAGACGAAGGGGACUAAUCCGGAGACGGGAAACAUGCCGUUGGUCAGGAAAAUCACGGUCGGGCUCAUCAUCGGCACAAGGAGAAAGGGUUUGGUCUGAAAAUGUCCACUAACCCGCUGGAUUUUCCAAUUUUGUUUUGUUAGGUGAGUUAGGGUUUGGUUUUGGGCUGGGUUAAUGGUUUGGGUUGGGUGUAUGACAUGACGAGUUUAGUGGCGUGGUGGGUCGGGUUUGACCAUUAUCGUGGCGAUGACUAGGCGCUCCCAUUAGCCACAUAAGCACAUAACAGACUAUAGAGAGUUGGAGAGAGACUAACGGAGAGUGGCUAAAUAUGACAUGUUUUAGUAAUUAGAGUGAUCAAAUUUGAUAUUAAUUUUUUCUAGCGACUAAACAUGACUCAAUUUAAUAAUUACAGUGAACAAAU